AUGCCUAAAGCACCAAAGAGAAAAAGUGUAGGACAAGAAGAAAAAGUCACCCAUCCAUAUAGUAGAAAAGCAGCUCAAAUUACAAGAGAGGCCCACAAACAAGAAAAAAAGGAAAAAUUGAAGAAUGAAAAGGCAUUGCGUCUCAGCCUUAUUGGCGAAAAACUGCAGUGGUUUCAAAAUCACCUUGAUCCCAAAAAAGUAGGAUAUUCAAAAAGAGAUGCUUGUGAACUAAUUGAAAGGUAUUUGAAUCGAUUCAGCAGCGAGCUGGCGCAGAUUGAGUUGCGGAACAGCUUCAAGGACAGGCAGGGCCGGAGGCACUGCUCUCGGGAGGCGGCCAUCAGGCAGACCCUGGAGCAGGAGCGGCAGCAGUACCAGGCCCAAGAGCUUCCAGACUUUUUAA
Messenger RNA from Rangifer tarandus platyrhynchus (Svalbard reindeer), 400 nucleotides. Lineage: Eukaryota; Metazoa; Chordata; Mammalia; Artiodactyla; Cervidae. The record is from the annotation of a GenBank genome assembly.